AUGUUGACCGUCAGCACAGAGGGCGUGCUAGAGUGGUGCUUGGGUGUCCAGUACGCCCUGCGCACCAUUGGCGCGUAUCUUCAGCUCGGUUUUUCCCUCGGGGCGGUGCAGGCACGCCACGCCUGCGUGCCGUACCAGCUCGCCGUGUACAAGGCGGCGUGUGCGUGGCGCUACAUCACCGCCGCACCAGAGGACGGACCAAUUUACCUCGAGGGGCCCGACGACGAGAGCUCGACACAAACGUCGACUGGUCAAGCUAUCAAAAUAGUCGCCCCGCUGUGCGCGCAGGCGAGCGGCGCCGUUGACCCCCUACUUUUCCUGGCAGAGCUGCUGGCCAAGCUCGACUCACUCGCCGCCAUCACACACGGCGAAGCGGUCGACGUGCGGCUGCUCCAGCGACUCAUGCAUCAGGACAUUCUUGUUUGUGAGCAGCGCCACGCGCAGAUCGCCGCCGGCGUGGCGGUUCCGAGUAAGAGCAGCCACGCUAGCGAGGAGAACAUUGUCUUCCGUCUUUCCGAGACCGAUGCCACGUAUGCCUCGGUGGUGGCAGCCGGGCACCCAACCACCAUCACGUACCGCGACUUGGUUAUCCUCAUAACGCUGCUCAGUGAGGCCAUCGCGUGGGACCUCCUGUGGAUCCACGAAGGACAAGACCGACAAAGGGCGCAACAGCAGUCGAAGAUAGUCGACGCUGCUGCAGCAGCACCGGUGCUACUGCCGCCGCCGCCGCGCCCGACUGAAGCGGACUGUCUGGCGCUCAUGCUGCCCAACUCGGUGGAAUACAACGCGGUGUGGAUAGCCGCAGCGCGGAGUGGGCCGCUGCACACCCUCCUCGACGUUCUCUACCGCAACAGCAACAGCGAGCAGCCCAAGACAGAGCGUGGCACCUACCGCCCUUGCCGGACUGCGCUGCUGAACACAAAUCUGGCAAGCAACACCAUGCUCUACCGCGCGAUAGAGUGCUCGGGAAGCGUCAUGAUAGUGAUGGACGUCGCCUACGUGCCUCUCCUCUUCUGCAGCCGAACGAGUGACGACGCCGACGACGAGAGCGUGACGUCAAAACUCGAGCUGCACGUGCCGCCUCAUGUGAAGCGCAUCUACCUCUGGCGCAGCACCAACGCUGCGGGGCAGCCCGUAUCCAGUGCCAUGACAGCAGAAAUGGAGGAGCUGCUUCGGGCCUUCAACGCAAACGCCUACGGCAACGCCAAGUCGCUGAAGGCAGCGUACGCGUCUGCCGGCGACAGUUUUGUGGCCCCGCCGUCCACGCCGCCGCUGGAUCUCUACAACGUGGUGCAGCCUUUCUUCUUGCGCGCCCAAGCCAACCCGGCCUUCACGGUAGACGACGUGCGCCAUACCUACCUUAUCAGCAGCCCGCGCGUGCGCCUACUCAUGCACGUCAUCCUUUCCCGCCCGCCGCCGUCGUGGAAGUCGAUGCUGGCCCUGGACAAACCUUCCUCCGCCAAGAAUGGCAGUGUGGAGCCGUACGCGACAGCCGCCGGCUCAGUCAAGAGUCGACAGCAGCUGCAGCACUAUAAGGCCAAGAUGGCCUCCAUCCUUUCCCGCCUGCUUCGCCGGUUCCAUCACACGCAGCCUAUCCUCUUUAUCUACACCUCCGGCACAUCGGGCUUGCCCAAGGCCGCACGGUUCAGCCACCUGCGCUUCUUCGCGACCGGCUUCCUCUCCCGUGUCUUGCACUACCGUGACAAGAUUGCCGAGACCGUUGUGCAGCAGAUGAACGAGGUGGACUACGUGGCCGCGCACCCGGCAGCAGCGGGAGCAGCGUCAGUACCUGGGCUGCCACAACAGCAGCAGCAGUCUUCCUCUUCUCCCCCCACCUCCCUCACACGGCCGCCCGCGUCCGGCAAGCGGGAAACACCAAGAGAAAAGACGGACAAAGUCGGCAUGCCUACCGUCGCGAGCAGUAUCGAGUACCACUGCCCAGCUGUGCCGCACGUCUUCGGCAUCGAGUCCCUGGACUUCACGUGCCGCGAGCGCAACAUCGUCGAGGCGGCCCUUUUUGCCCUCUGGAGCGCCUCCCUGUGGUGUCUUCGCCUCUUCGCGGCAGCCCUCGGGCUGGAAUACUUCGUCACCUCCGCGGUGGAGCAGCGGCUCUACACGCCGGCGCAGCUCGCCGCCAUCGAGAAGGAGCGCCGCCUCAUCACAUUGUAUAACUGCCUGCCCAUGUGUCAUACCGUCGGCAGCGUCUUCUGCCUUGGUCAUCUCUUGCACGCACUGGAGGAGCAGCAGCAUGCCUGGGCGCAAAUACGCCGUUGCGCGCCGCGCCACACCCGCCUCGCCGCGACCGUGCCCACUGUGCGCAUGAUUAUCCGCACCAAGUUCAGCGCCUCGCAGUUCCGCAAGGACCUGCAGCGCUACCACGUCACGGUUGUCCAGUACAUCGGCGAGGUCUUGCGGUACGCUGUGCUGUACGAGCGCAGCCACUCCCCCGUCCAGGCCGCGCCACCCUCCGCUGACGCGACGGCAGAGACGGCGUCGAUAACGACGGAAACGGAUGCAUUGGCGGUGCUGAACCGCACGGCAUGGCGGGUGCCGUACGCCUUCGGCAAUGGACUGCGCCAGGACAUCUGGCUCGAGUGCAUGCGCCGCCUGAACAUCGCGCACCCGGUUGAGUUCUACAGCUCCACCGAGGGCAACAUUUUUCUCUUGAACCUGUUUGGCAUGCCGGGCAUCGUGGGACACAUCCCGCGCUUCCCGCGCCCGAUCGAGUGGCUCAGUAUGCAGUACAUCCCCUUCUUCCCAUUCCGUGUGUUGCGGUUCAAUGAGGAAACGCAACAGGUAUACCGCGACCCCAAGACGGGAUACUGCUCUCACUGCGACGUCGGCGAUGUGGGCGAGGUGGUGGGAGAGGUGAUCGAGGGCUUCGACAUGUUCGCGCUUCGCCGCUUCGAUGGAUACAACAAGGCCCACCACGGCGCUGCUCCUGCCGACGGCGCCUCCAUCGGCGACAGCAGCGGCGGCACGAAGGCGAAGGUGACGGCGCCAGCCGACCAGGAAGAGGAUAAGGCGGCUCGGGAGAGCAAGAUCGCUCGCCAUGUGCUGUGGCCGCACCGCAACGACUGCUACUUCCUCUCUGGUGACCUCAUGCGAACGGACCGCUUCGGUUUCUGCACAUUCGUCGACCGCAUCGGUGACACCUUCCGCUGGAAGGGCGAGAACGUCAGCACGCUUGAGGUGUCCAACGCCCUCAACUCCGUCCACACAACGCGCGUCGGGGUACAGGAGGCCGUCGUGUACGGUGUCGAGCUGCCAGGGCGUGAGGGGCGAGCUGGUAUGGCCAUGCUGAGCCUGCAGCCGCGGCACCUGUGCUCUUCUUCAAACGGAUGCAGCAACACGAGCCCCAGCUCAUCGUCGUCGCGGCGGCAGUCCCUCACCCUCGCCGAGGAGCGUCACUUUCUCCAAAACGAUCUGUACGGCUUUCUCACUGGCAAAGUGCGGCGCAACGGUGAUGGGACGGAGAAUCAGGCGAUGCUUCCGGCCUCCGCGAUUCCGCUAUUUCUGCGCAUGCAUGAUCUGGUGGCGGACGACAGCCAGGAUGGCGACAACGAGGUGAUCUCCUCCGAAGUGCCGUUGAACAAGCACGCUGGGGACGAGGAGGCCACACGGACGUCUACGUUCAAGUACAAGAAAGGCAUCCUCAUCAACCAGGGCUACGAGUUCGACGGGAGCUCGACGACUUGCGCGGAGGUGCCAGCAAGUGCGUGGGGGAGCAAUAUUACUGGCGACGAAGAGGCGACGACGACAUCGUACGUGCGCGUCUACGUACUUGUGUCCAGCCAGGCGGCGCUGAAGGAAUUGGCGUUGCCACCGGUAGGCUCGAAGGGUGCCAGCGGUGUCCCACAUGCCACCGGCUACGUCCCACUAACAGCUGCGACUCGUGCCAUUCUCGGCGCGAACAUGGAAAACUGCGGCUGGUAA
Molecule: messenger RNA, 3936 nt
Organism: Leishmania major strain Friedlin
Lineage: Eukaryota; Euglenozoa; Kinetoplastea; Trypanosomatida; Trypanosomatidae
Product: fatty acid transporter protein-like protein
Exons: 1
Coding region: 1-3936 (1311 amino acids)
Molecular function (GO): long-chain fatty acid-CoA ligase activity; long-chain fatty acid transmembrane transporter activity
Source: RefSeq, a predicted model, not a curated record